AUGGAGUCAGGCAUAUCCCAUGCUGCGCCAGGUGUCGUGGCUGCGUCAGCACCAUCUGCAGGGGACUUAAUUCUUCAACAAAGAACCCAGACGCUUCAGAAUGCUCAGUCGGCUCAAAAUGGGGACGGUAGUCUCUGGUCACAACUAACAUCCAAUCCCUUAUUCACAGCUGGCUUUGGCCUUGCAGGUUUAGGAGCGGGACUCACAUUUGCGCAACGGGGCCUUCGUCAAGGUGCCGCCUUGCUACGUCGCCGCAUGUUGGUUGACGUCGAGAUCAGCAUCAAAGAUGAUUCAUACCCGUGGUUUCUCCACUGGAUGACCCUUUACCAGCAAUCACAACUAGGUGCGACUCGUGCAGCUGCCAACUCCGGCUAUAUCGAUCGUCUUCUCCAGAAAAUGACACCCGGGAUGCGCCAUCUCUCCAUCCAGACCCAAAAGGUGGAACACGCCAAUGGCGCCUUGAAUACACACUUCUCCUUGGUGCCGGGACCCGGAAAACAUGUCCUCCGCUAUAAGAACGCUUUUAUCUUCGUCAACCGCAUACGGGAAUCCAAGUCCCGUGAUCUCCAGACCGGAAAGCCAUGGGAGACGAUCACUCUUACUACUCUCUACUCCCAUCGCCAUAUCUUCGAAGACCUCUUUACCGAAGCCCAUGCCUACGCUGCCAAAUCACAUGAAGGGAAAACAACGAUAUACAAUAGUUGGGGUACGGAAUGGCGGCCAUUUGGCAACCCGCGGCGGAAGCGUCCACUGGAUUCGGUGAUUUUGGCGGAGGGCGUCAAGGAACGUAUUGUGGAAGAUGUUCAGGACUUCAUUUCAAGUUCAUCUUGGUAUUACGACCGGGGCAUUCCGUAUCGACGCGGAUAUUUGUUGUACGGCCCACCUGGAACAGGCAAGAGUUCUUUUAUUCAGGCGCUGGCAGCUGAGCUUGAUUACGAUAUUGCAAUUUUGAAUCUCAGCGAGCGUGGGUUGACCGAUGAUCGAUUGAAUCAUCUUCUUACUAUUGUUCCGAAGCGAACCUUGGUUCUGCUGGAAGAUGUGGAUGCAGCUUUCUCCAAUCGCCGUACGCAGUCCGAUGACGAUGGUUAUCGUGGGGCAAAUGUGACUUUUUCCGGCCUACUGAACGCGCUUGACGGAGUGGCUAGCGCCGAGGAACGCAUUGUCUUCCUCACCACCAAUCAUGUCGAGAGGCUCGAUGAGGCCUUGGUCCGACCGGGGCGCGUGGAUAUGACUGUUCGUCUUGGCGAAGUAUCGCGCUAUCAAGUUGGCCGACUCUGGGACCGAUUCUACGAAGAUAUUGACACCGAUGGGUCCCAUCGGAAACUGUUUCUUGAUCGACUCCAAGAGCUAGGCCUGAUCGAGGAUGAAAAUGGUCACAAGGCUGAUCGCUCUAGGAGCACGAGCGCAGCAGCCCUUCAAGGGCUGUUCCUGUAUAAUAAGGGUAAUAUGGAGGGUGCGAUCGCCAUGGCCGAGGGACUUACCCAUUCGGUACACGAUGAGGCUAUGGAGCAUGGCCAGGGUCCCGAGUAA
Messenger RNA from Penicillium odoratum, 1530 nucleotides. RefSeq names its product bifunctional AAA family ATPase chaperone/translocase BCS1. The record is from RefSeq and is a predicted model, not a curated record. Gene Ontology annotation, molecular function: ATP binding; ATP hydrolysis activity. Bases 1 to 1530 code for a protein of 509 amino acids. Gene Ontology annotation, biological process: protein insertion into mitochondrial inner membrane from matrix; mitochondrial respiratory chain complex III assembly. Gene Ontology annotation, cellular component: mitochondrial inner membrane. Lineage: Eukaryota; Fungi; Ascomycota; Eurotiomycetes; Eurotiales; Aspergillaceae. The transcript is spliced from 2 exons.